This is a messenger RNA of Marmota monax (woodchuck), 5410 nucleotides long. It is a transcript of the gene Fmn2, whose product is annotated as formin 2. NCBI's taxonomy places the organism in Eukaryota, Metazoa, Chordata, Mammalia, Rodentia, Sciuridae. The transcript has 18 exons. Gene Ontology annotation, cellular component: nucleus; endoplasmic reticulum membrane; cytoplasm. The record is from RefSeq and is a predicted model, not a curated record. The coding region runs from base 226 to 5094 and encodes 1622 amino acids. Gene Ontology annotation, biological process: intracellular transport.
CCGGGCCGCAACCGCAGCGAAGGCAGCCACCCGAGCUGCCGCGCAUUAUGCAAAGCCGCAGCAGAUGUCAGCGGGGCCAGCCGGGGGCUUGUUGGCCUCUUCUCCCAGCGGCUCGCCCAGCUGCCUAACGUGCCCUGAAGACUCCCCUGGCCCGGCCCAGGAGCCGAGAAGGGCCGAAAUGGCCUGAGUACCCAAGGUGCAGCGGCACAGCGGCGGCAUUGCAACAUGGGGAACCAGGAUGCGAAGCUGAAGAGGAGCGCAGGUGAUGCCUUACACGAAGGCGGUGGAUGCGGCGCCGAGGAUGCUGUGGGGCCCAGGGAUGUGGAAGCUACAAAGAAGGGGAGCGGGAGCAAGAAGGCUCUGGGCAAGCACAGCAAGGGAGGAGGGGGCAGCGGCGGGGAACCCAGCAAAAAGAAGAGCAAGUCGGACUCCAGACCCUCCGUGUUUUCCAACCUGCGGAUUAGGAAGAACCUCUCCAAAGGGAAAGGUUCUGGCGGCUCCCGGGAGGAUGUGUUGGACUCUCAGGCCCUGCAGACCGGGGAGCUGGACAGCGCUCAUUCCCUGGUCACCAAGACCCCGGACCUCAGCCUGUCUGCUGAUGAGACGGGCCUGUCGGAUACUGAGUGUGCGGACCCUUUUGAGAUAACCCUUCCAGGUGGUCCUAGGCCUGCAGAGGCUGGGUUAGGGGUCCAGGCCGUCGCUGAGGAUUUGGAAACUGUGGUAGGGGCGCAGGAUGGACAAAGGACCAGUUCGGGCUCGGACACGGACAUCUAUAGCUUCCAUUCGGCUGCGGAGCAAGAGGAUUUGCUCUCAGACAUCCAGCAGGCGAUUCGCCUGCAGCAGCAGCAGCAGCAGCAGCAGCAGCAGCAGCAGCAACAGCAGAACUCCGAGGAGCCUGCAGCGCCCCCCGCUGCCGCCUUCCCUCAACCCGGGGCCUUCCUGGGCCUCCACGGGUUUCUGCUGGGACCGAGCGGAGGGGCUGAGGAGGCCCGAGGCAGUCCCGACACAGAGCAGGCACUAUCCGCACCCUCUGACCUUCCUGAAAGCCAGACCACCACGUCCCGGGUGCCAGAGCAGCCGCCAUCCCCCAAGGGCCUCCUUGCCUCGGAGGCCCCCAGUUUACCGCCGGCCCAGUCUGCAGUAGCAGACUCGCCUUCCUCCACCGCCUUCCCAUUUCCCGAGGCCAGGACGGAGGAGGGCGCAGUACCAGCCUCCGUAAGAGAAGCUGAAGACACAGACGAGGAAGCAGAGGAGGAUGCUUUUGAGGAUGCUCCCCGAGGCUCUCCAGGGGAAGAGUGGGGCCCAGAGGUGGGAGAGGUCACGCAGAGUCUGGAUGAAGAGCCAGAGGAGCAGACGCACGGGGCCAGGGUCCCCGCAGCAGCCACCUCUCUGCCCAGUAGCCCCGCACCCAGCCCGCGCUGCUUCAAGCCCUACCCACUCAUUACCCCCUGUUACAUCAAGACCACCACCCGGCAGCUCAGCUCACCCAAUCACUCCCCGUCUCAGUCCCCCAGCCAGAGCCCCAGGAUUAAGAGACGACUGGAGCCCUCCUUGAGCCGGGGCCCCAGAACCGCCCUGGUCUCAGCAGUCGCCCCAGCCAAGAAGCACCGGACCGAAGGCAGCCUCGCAGGCGGCCUCAGCCGCUCAGCCGACUGGACUCAGGAGCUGGGUGCCGGUACCCCGGCGGCAGGAGGCUCUGCGCACCUUCUGGAGCCUGGCGCAGCUGCAAACAGUAGCGGUGGCCUGUCCCCUGCUCUAGCAGGCAAGGUGUCUGGAGCUCCGGGGACUGCGGAUGGCUUUCAGAACGUGUUCACAGGGCGAACUCUGCUGGAGAAGCUGUUCAGCCAGCAAGAGAACGGGCCUCCAGAAGAAGCAGAGAAAUUUUGCUCACGGAUCAUUGCCAUGGGUCUUUUACUUCCUUUUAGUGACUGCUUCAGGGAACCAUGUAAUCAGAAUGCACAGUCAAGUUCUGCUCCAUUUGAUCAAGAUCAACUUUAUACCUGGGCUGCAGUCAGUCAACCCACACACUCACUGGAUUACACAGAAGGUCAGUUUCCCAGGCGAGUCCCAUCUAUGUGGCCACCGUCAAGACCUCCUGAUGAAGAACACAGGCCCAAGGAUGCUGAAACAGAAUCUCAAUCUGCUAUUUUGGAAACUCCGGAAAAAAGUUCAGAUGCUGCCCAGCAGGAAAUUUUGGAUAUGAAGUCUGAAGGACAGGCAAAUGUAAUUCAGCAACUGGAACAAACCAUCGAAGAUCUGAGGACCAAAAUAGCUGAACUAGAAAAGCAGUACCCUGUCUUGGACACCGAGGUGGCCGGCAGCCAUCAAGGGGCUGAGAAUGGAGUGACAUCCUCAGAAGAUGUCUGCCUAGAAACUUUAAGAUUAGUAGGAAAGGAUAUGCAACCUCAAAGGAUUUUAGAGGCAAAAUCUAUACAGACUUCCCCAACAGAGGAGGGUGGGAUACUAACACUACCAUCUGUGAAGGCACUGUCAGAAGGUCCUCCAUGUCCACCUGGGGCUGAAAGUGGAGAGUCAGCUGUUCCAACGUCACCUUCUGGACCUCAGACAAAAUUUUGUUCUGAGAUUUCUUUGAUUGUGUCUCCAAGGCGAAUAUCAGUACAGCUUGAGGCCCAUCAGUCCACGCCGAGUGUAUCACAGCCUCUACCACCUUCAUCCCUUCCAUGUUCUGAUAGUCAGGGGCAGCCUGGGUCACAGUUGUCCCAUCCUUCUUUUCGUACUGAGUUUGAAACCAGCCAUGAACACUCUGUUUUCUCCUCCUUUGGAAACAGCUGUAAUAUUCCACCCCCACCACCUCUGCCUUGCACAGAAUCCUCUACCUCCAUGCCUAGCCUGGGCAUGGCAACUCCAUCACCUUCCCCUCUCCCUGAUGUGACAGUGCCUCCUCUGCCCAGUGUAGCAGUUCCCCUACCUCCCCCUCUGCCUGGUACUGAAAUGCUGCCACCCACUCCUGCUCCUUCUCUUCCUGGAGUGGGAAUACCUCCCCCGCCUCCUCUACCUGAUAUGGGAAUACCUCCUCCUCCCCCUCUCCCUGGAGUGGGAAUACCCCCUCCCCCUCCUCUUCCUGGAAUACCUCCUCCUCCCCCUCUUCCCGGAGUGGGAAUCCCCCCUCCUCCCCUUCUUCCUGGAGUGGGAAUCCCCCCUCCUCCCCCUCUCCCUGGAGUGGGAAUACCCCCUCCUCCUCCUCUCCCUGGAGUGGGAAUACCACCCCCUCCUCCUCUUCCUGGAGUAGGAAUACCUCCCCCUCCUCCUCUUCCUGGAAUGGGAAUACCUCUUCCCCCUUCUCUUUCUGGAAUACCUCCACCUCCUCCCCUCCCUGGAGUGGGAAUACCCCCUCCCCCUCCUCUUCCUGGUAUACCUCCUCCCCCACCCCUUCCUGGAAUGGGAAUACCCCCUCCCCCUCCUCUUCCUGGUAUACCUCCUCCCCCACCCCUUCCUGGAAUGGGAAUACCCCCUCCCCCUCCUCUUCCUGGAGUGGGAAUACCUCCUCCUCCCCCUCUUCCUGGAGUUGGUAUUCCCCAACCUCCUCCUUUGCCAGGUAUGGGAAUUCCACCAGCUCCAGCCCCUCCUCCUCCACCUCCUGGGACAGGGAUCCCCCCACCUCCCCCACCCCCUCUGCUCACUGGGUCUGGGCCUUCACUCUCCCCACAAGUUGGGAGUAGCACUUUACCAACACCACAAGUGUGUGGGUUUCUUCCUCCUCCAUUGCCUACUGGCUUGUUUGGAUUAGGGAUGAAUCAGGACAGAGGGAGUAGGAAGCAACCAAUAGAGCCUUGUCGGCCAAUGAAGCCUCUUUACUGGACAAGAAUUCAACUCCAUAGUAAAAGAGACUCCAGUCCUUCACUUAUUUGGGAAAAAAUUGAAGAGCCAUCCAUAGAUUGUCAUGAAUUUGAGGAAUUGUUUUCUAAGACUGCUGUAAAGGAGCGAAAGAAACCUAUUUCUGACACUAUCUCAAAGACCAAGGCUAAACAGGUUGUCAAGUUAUUAAGCAACAAAAGAUCACAAGCAGUUGGAAUCUUAAUGUCUAGUCUUCAUCUAGAUAUGAAAGACAUACAACAUGCUGUUGUGAACUUGGACAACUCAGUGGUUGACCUGGAGACUCUUCAAGCUCUCUAUGAGAAUAGAGCUCAGUCCGAUGAACUGGAAAAAAUUGAGAAGCACGGCCGAUCCUCCAAAGACAAGGAAAAUGCCAAGUCUCUGGACAAACCUGAACAGUUCCUUUAUGAACUGUCACUAAUCCCCAACUUUUCAGAGCGAGUCUUUUGCAUCCUGUUCCAGUCAACGUUUUCAGAAAGCAUUUGCUCAAUUCGUCGCAAACUGGAAUUGCUACAGAAAUUAUGUGAGACAUUAAAAAAUGGCCCAGGGGUUAUGCAGGUUCUAGGUUUGGUUCUUGCCUUUGGCAACUACAUGAAUGGUGGAAAUAAAACUCGGGGACAGGCCGAUGGCUUUGGAUUAGACAUUCUCCCAAAGCUGAAAGAUGUCAAAAGCAGUGACAAUAGCAGAAGCCUUCUGUCAUAUAUUGUUUCAUAUUAUCUCCGAAAUUUUGAUGAGGAUGCUGGAAAAGAACAGUGUGUCUUUCCACUGCCAGAACCACAGGACCUUUUUCAGGCCUCACAGAUGAAGUUUGAAGAUUUUCAAAAAGAUCUCAGAAAACUGAAGAAAGACUUAAAAGCCUGUGAGGUUGAAGCUGGGAAAGUAUACCAAGUCUCCUCUAAAGAGCACAUGCAGCCUUUCAAAGAAAACAUGGAACAAUUUAUUAUUCAAGCUAAAAUUGACCAAGAGGCAGAGGAGACUUCACUGACAGAAACUCAUAAAUGUUUUUUGGAGACUACAGCCUAUUUCUUCAUGAAACCAAAACUUGGAGAGAAAGAGGUGUCCCCAAAUGUUUUCUUCAGUAUCUGGCAUGAAUUCAGCUCUGACUUUAAAGACUUUUGGAAGAAAGAGAACAAACUUAUUCUACAAGAAAGAGUAAAAGAAGCCGAAGAGGUGUGCAGGCAGAAGAAAGGAAAAUCAUUGUAUAAAAUAAAACCAAGACAUGACUCUGGAAUUAAAGCAAAGAUAAGCAUGAAAACAUGAACAAUGAAUGGCACAACAAUGAAAAUGAGUCAUUGCAACAACAUCCACAAAAUUCAGCUGACCUGAGGGUGGGAAGAAAACUACAUCAUUUUGAUCAUUUUUCUUCUUAACCUUUUAGUUUGUAGCUUAAGUGCAAAGAAAUACUAGUGUUUUUCUUGUUGUUGUUUUGUAGUUUUCCUGUCCCCUCAGUUCCCUCCAAUGUGUAUAAUACCAUUCUUCAAUGAAGUAAUAGGACAUUUAACAAAGAUCACUAUGUGCAAUACUGUAUUUAGUGUUUCUAUGUCAAUUUUUUAGGAUGUUAAUUUAUAUGAAAAUA